UUCUUUCUAUCAAUGAUACAAAGAAGUAAUAAAAUGGUAAAUGCAUUUGCCGUGCUAACCCCUCUCCUUCAUGGACUCGUGAAGGUGGCUGGUUUAACCCCACAAACCAUAGAGAUAGUGCCAGGAACCUUGAUGAAUAUUUGGGUUCCAAAAGAAACCGUUACCAAAAAGGACCAAGAUCUCGUGUUUGUUCCUCCCACCAAGCCUGCAGUACUAUUCCUCCACGCUUUCACGAUGGAUGGAAUUUUCACAUGGUUUCCACAAGUUCUGGCAUUGACCCGGGAAUAUGCGGUCUACGUGCCUGAUUUGUUGUUCUUCGGUGGGUCGAUCACCGAUAGAAACGAGAGGUCAGCAAGUUUUCAGGCCGAGUUUGUGGCUAAGGGGUUGGGGAAACUAAAAGUGGAGAAGGUGACAUUGGUGGGGUUAAGUUAUGGAGGGAUGGUUGGGUUCAAGAUGGCUGAGUUGUACCCCGAGUUGGUCAAGUCUAUUGUGGUGUCGGCAACUGUUGUGGAGUUGACGGAGUCCAUUAGCAGUGACUUUUAUAAGAAGUUUGGUUUUACAAGGUGGUCGGAACUUUUGAUGCCCAAAACUAUAGGGGACAUGAAGAGAUUGUUCUCGUUUGGCUUUCAUAAGUUCCCGUGGCUUCCUAAUUUCGUUUAUCGACACUUUCUUGAGAUAAUGUAUACUAACAGAAAGGAGAGACAUGAGCUAUUAGAGGAUUUGGUCAUUUCCGAUAACGAAGCUACCUCACAUACAAGCUAUUCGCAGGAGAUACAUAUGGUGUGGGCUGAUUAUGACAAGAUCUUCGAUCUCGACCUUGCUAUGACCAUGAAAGCGCGAUUGGGAGACAAGACAACAUUGUAUUGUGUAAAAGAUGCAGGGCAUCUAAUACCGUUAGAGCAACCAUUCAAGUAUAAUGAACUUCUUAAAUGUAUUCUUGAGCGUGUCACAAAGUAUCUCUGACUUGAUGAUUAAGUAUUCAUUAGACACUUCGUAUUGGUUUUUAAUGCUUUGUAUUCAUGUAGUACCUGAAACCAUGAAAUUCAGUUUUUAAAAUUUAUGAACCUAGUUGUUGAUCA
Molecule: messenger RNA, 1079 nt
Organism: Helianthus annuus (common sunflower)
Lineage: Eukaryota; Viridiplantae; Streptophyta; Magnoliopsida; Asterales; Asteraceae
Product: epoxide hydrolase 4
Exons: 4
Coding region: 13-963 (316 amino acids)
Source: RefSeq, a predicted model, not a curated record